AUGGCAGUCUCCGUAGCAUCUUUCACGUUCGCUUGUGUUUUACUUAUCGCCCUAGCAUGGGUCAGACGGUGGCGUAAACUGCGUGCGCGCCGGCUCGGUCUGCCCUACCCACCUGGCCCAGAGCCUCUUCCGGUCAUUGGAAACCUCAAAGAUUUUGACAUUGAGCACGCUACCGAGACUUACUACAAAUGGUCGCAGAAAUAUGGCGAACUCGUUUAUAUUAACGUUCUGGGACGGGACAUGAUUUUUAUCAACUCCUCCAAAGUCGCAGACGACCUAUUCGAGAAGCGAAUGGGCUGGGGUUGGACCUUCGGUAUGAUGCGCUACGGUGAAACAUGGCGGAAGCAUCGCAGAAUGUUUGAGAGCCAAUUCAAGCCCUCCUCAACCCGCGCAUACUGGCCGAUAAUGGCCACUCAGACCCAUAUGUUGCUCCGACGACUCCUAGACUCCCCAGACGACCUCGAUGAGCAUCUGCGGCAUAACGCCGCAAGUACGAUCAUGAAGCUCAUCUACGGCAUCGACAUCGCGCCGAAGAAUGACCGCUAUGUAGCAAUUGCCGAGGAGGCCUUGAUGGCCCUCGGCCAGGCAGCGGCUCCGGGCGCAUUCUUGGUGGACCUGCUUCCCAUCUUAAAGUACGUCCCCGCGUGGAUGCCCGGUGCGGGCUUCAAGCGAAAAGCAGCGCAGUGGAAAAAGACGCUCUAUGAGAUGCGUGAUGCGCCCUUCGAAGCUACUCGCGGACCCGCGCAGCCGUGUUUUGUCACAUCCGCUCUCAACAACAUUGAUCAAAAGGGUGACAUUGACGAGCAGAUGACUCUGGUCAAGCAGUGCGCCGGCAUGGCAUACGCUGCCGCUGCAGAGAGUAUGGUAGCAUCGCUGACCUCCUUCAUCCUGGCUAUGACUCUGUUCCCCGAGAUCCAGGAGAAGGCACAGCGCGAAUUAGACGCAGUCAUAGGCUCGCGGCUUCCCGAAUUCACCGAUAGGCCGCAGCUACCCUACAUUGACGCGAUCCUGCGUGAAGUGAUGCGAUGGUAUCCCGUAACACCUUCAGGCAUGCCACACAUGACGACGGAAGACGACGUUUACAACGGCUACUUCAUUCCGGCAGGCACAGCAGUGUUCGGUAACACAUGGGCUAUUUUACACGACCCGGAAGUGUACCCAGAGCCAAUGAAGUUCAAGCCCGAGCGGUACCUGACGGAGGACGGGAAGGGAUUCAAUUCCACUCCUGAGCCACUGUCAGCUUUCGGAUACGGAAGACGCAUAUGCGCUGGUCGACAUAUGGCAGAUGCCAUGCUCUGGAUGUCGGUGGCAUCUAUCCUGGCCUGCUUCAGAAUGACUCCCUGCCUCGACGAGCAUGGCAAACCCAUCCCGGUCAAGCCCGAAUUCACAACAGGCGCCAUCUGCGCCCCUCUCCCUUUCAAAUGCUCCAUUAAACCGCGUUCUGAAGCGUUCAGACGAGUGAUAGCGGAGACAGCGUUUCUGUAA
Gloeophyllum trabeum ATCC 11539 is the source of this 1485-nucleotide messenger RNA. Its product is annotated as cytochrome P450. Gene Ontology annotation, molecular function: oxidoreductase activity, acting on paired donors, with incorporation or reduction of molecular oxygen; iron ion binding; monooxygenase activity. The record is from RefSeq and is a predicted model, not a curated record. Lineage: Eukaryota; Fungi; Basidiomycota; Agaricomycetes; Gloeophyllales; Gloeophyllaceae. The transcript has 12 exons. The coding region runs from base 1 to 1485 and encodes 494 amino acids.